AUGGACGGACUUGGUGAUCCAGUCCGGGGAGUAGUCGAAAUCGUCCAGCUGAAUCCGACCGACCUUAGUGCACAAGUAGUAGUUGUCUCUGGCGAUUUUGCCUCGUUUGUGCAAGUUCUGGAGAGCGUCGCCAAUGAGUUGUUCAGAAGGCCCGUAAUAAGGAGAAGUGUCAAUUGCGUUGAUAUUGUUCUGGAACGCCGCGUACAAAAGAUCCUCGAUCUUCAUCGAGUAUGGGUCGUCAUUGUACUGGGUGUUGAAGGUUGCACCGCCCAGAAUGAGCGGCGAGAUAUCCUGCAACUUGCCAGAGACUUUUGGGAUGGACAUUAA
Molecule: messenger RNA, 327 nt
Organism: Ogataea philodendri
Lineage: Eukaryota; Fungi; Ascomycota; Pichiomycetes; Pichiales; Pichiaceae
Exons: 1
Coding region: 1-327 (108 amino acids)
Source: RefSeq, a predicted model, not a curated record